This is a messenger RNA of Gallus gallus (chicken), 5077 nucleotides long. It is a transcript of the gene SLC38A2, whose product is annotated as solute carrier family 38 member 2. The transcript is spliced from 16 exons. NCBI's taxonomy places the organism in Eukaryota, Metazoa, Chordata, Aves, Galliformes, Phasianidae. The coding region runs from base 311 to 1816 and encodes 501 amino acids. Gene Ontology annotation, molecular function: L-glutamine transmembrane transporter activity. Gene Ontology annotation, biological process: L-glutamine transport; amino acid transmembrane transport. The record is from RefSeq and is marked validated.
AGACCGUGAGCGACGCCGCAGCCAGCACCGCGCGUCUCUCCGCUACGAGAACGUUGCCCCUCUGUUCCCUCCGCGCCGACGGCUUUUCCCAGUGACCGUACCCCGCCUUUAUUUAUUUCGGGUUCCCUUCGCUUCUCGCUCCGCUGACGCUCUGUAGCUGAGGAUUUAUUUAUUUUUUUAAUCCUUGCGAGAAGCACAGCGCAGAGCCGAGCGCUCCAUCUCGACGGGAGUCCGGGACAGACCCGCCGCACAGCCCGAGGAGGAGGCGCGGCCGCCCCGCCGCCAAGGACAAAAGAGCGGCCCCUGCGACAUGAGCAGCGCCGAGAUGGGCAAGUUCAACAUCUCUCCCGACGAGGACAGCAGUAGCUACAGCUCCAACAGCAACGACUUCAGCUACCCCUACCCCACCAAGCCGGCCGCCAUGAAGAGCCACUACGCCGAUAUGGAUCCAGAAAAUCAGAAUUUCUUACUUGACUCCAACGUCGGAAAGAAGAAAUACGAAACUCAGUAUCAUCCGGGUACCACUUCCUUUGGGAUGUCAGUAUUUAAUCUGAGCAAUGCUAUUGUGGGCAGUGGCAUCCUGGGACUUUCCUAUGCCAUGGCUAACACUGGAAUUGCUCUUUUUGUGAUACUCCUGCUAGUUGUUUCAAUACUUUCUUUGUAUUCAGUGCAUCUCCUUUUGAAGACUGCCAACGAAGGAGGAUCUUUAUUAUAUGAACAGUUGGGAAUGAAGGCAUUUGGUAUGCCUGGAAAACUUGCUGCUUCUGGAUCAAUUACAAUGCAGAACAUUGGAGCUAUGUCAAGCUACCUCUUCAUAGUGAAAUAUGAGUUACCAUUGGUCAUCAAGACAUUUAUGAACAUCGAAGAGAACGCAGGACACUGGUAUCUUAAUGGCGACUAUCUGGUGCUGUUGGUGUCUGUUAUCCUCAUUCUUCCCCUGUCUUUACUGAAAAAUUUAGGCUAUUUGGGCUAUACCAGUGGCUUUUCCUUACUUUGCAUGGUCUUCUUCCUGAUUGUUGUAAUUUGGAAGAUGUUUCAGAUUCCUUGUCCUAUGGAAAGUGACAUCAUAAAUGCAACAUUAAUAAAUGCAACGCUGGCACCUUUCGCAGAUGAAAAUAUAACAAUCAGUGAUGCAUGCAAACCAGAAUAUUUCAUCUUCAAUUCACAGACUGUCUACGCUGUCCCAAUCCUGACGUUUUCUUUUGUCUGUCAUCCUGCAAUUCUUCCUAUCUAUGAAGAACUGAAAAGCCGAAGCCGUAAAAGAAUGAUGAAUGUGUCCUAUGUAUCUUUUUUUGCCAUGUUCCUGAUGUAUUUAUUGGCUGCUCUCUUUGGGUACUUAACGUUUUACGGAAGAGUUGAAUCAGAACUGCUUCAUACCUACUCUGCUUUUCUGGGUGCUGACAUUCUUCUUCUAAUUGUGCGUCUUGCUGUACUUAUGGCUGUAACCCUUACUGUACCUGUGGUUAUUUUCCCAAUUCGCAGUUCCGUUACCCAACUGCUGUGGGCAGGGAAGGAGUUCAGUUGGUGGCGUCACUGUUCUAUUACAGUUGUUCUUCUGGCAUUUACCAACGUGCUCGUUAUCUUUGUCCCUACUAUCCGAGACAUCUUUGGAUUCAUUGGUGCAUCUGCAGCAGCUAUGCUGAUCUUUAUUCUUCCGUCUGCCUUCUAUAUCAAACUAGUCAAGAAGGAACCAAUGAAGUCAGUGCAAAAGAUUGGGGCUGCGUUAUUCUUUCUAAGUGGUAUACUUGUGAUGACUGGGUGUAUGACACUGAUUAUUCUAGACUGGAUCCAUACUGAUGCUUCUGAUGGGCAUUAACUGUCCUGGUGUAAUACUCCACUUCAAAUGCCAGUGUUCACUCAGAUACCUACUGAGAACGAAAAUGAGCUAUUCAGCUUCCUUCCUUUAAAAUGCAGAUUCUUUGUUGAUGGUUCUUCUGAUUGUAGAAUACCUGAACUCUGGCUUUAAGGAACUAUUCUGCAUGAUGGAAAUGGAUAUUAACAUCAAACCACGUGAGUGUCUGGCUGAAGGAAGUGACAACUUUAUUCCAUUCCAGAGAAUGGAUAGAACUCUGUGUAGACUUUUAUCAAGCCAUGUUUGGCUUUCAUCGUUGUUACUUGGAUAUUUUGUUAUUUUACUUGAAUGUGCCUAAUGGAACCAUUUGAUGUGAGAAAUGACUCUUAAUUUACAGCAAAGUGUUUAAAUAACCAAUGAGAGAGAGAGAAAAACACUAUUAUUUUUUGUACCAAAAAUUCUUAUGGACCUCAAAAGCACUAUUUUGACUUUAAGAAACUUUUCUAAAAAGAAACAUGCACAUAAAAAUCAGUAAUCAGUGUCCUAAAUUAAAUCUAGUUUGCCUCUCUUUAGAGGCAUGAUUAGAAGAAAUUUUAUGUUAAAAAUACUUCUAAUGACCAAAACAGAAGAUGAACCAAUUCAAGUAAGAUCUUCUAAUUGUAAAUGUUUCCCAUAAAAAAUAAUUUUCGCUAUAUUGAAAUUUUAACUACAGUUUACCUUUGUUUCACACACACACACACACACACACACACACACACACACACACACACACACACAAAAAGGUGUGGAAACCCAAAUUGUCAAGCUUUAAAAAGUAUCAACUCCUUACAGUGGGUACACUUGAGGAAUGUAGUUAAUGUGGAACUCAAAGAGAUGUUAUUGACAUUUCCAUUCUUGAAGUACUCAAUAGUGCAGUUGGGUAAAACAGGGUUUGGGGUUUUUUGCUUUUUUGGUUCGGUGUUUUUUUUCUGUUGUAGAUAAAAAUGUAAUGGCAAUGGAGCAUAUCAUCAUGCCAUUAAUGUAAGGCUGCUCCGUGGAGUUCUGUCUAUUAAUGAGGUCCACUGUCCGUUGUAGAAAUGUUUGUUGGUUUAUUUUCUGUCCAGUCUUGAAACACUUGGUAGGGAAAGAAAAAGGUCCUAAUGUAGUUUACUGGUUGUAUAAUAUUCAAAAGCUGUACAGUAUUUCUCAAAGUACUCAUCCAUUAUUGGAUUUUUAAUUACUUGACUAUUCUGUUUCUGAGUCAAAUCCACAAAAGAACUGUGCCAGUGUUUCAUGCUUGGUACAAACUCUCUUCACACACACAACUGGGAUUCCUCUUCCAAUUUAUAGUGUAUCGUAGUAUUAAAGAUAACCUCAUAGACUGGAUAGUCAUCUCAUACUUGUUUGCAUCAGAAAUAGGUAAGCUUUUUAUGAGCCCUAGCUAGCUAGCUGAUGAAACAGAUGCUGUAUGGUUGUGAUAGCUGUUUCGUUUCUAGUGCAUGUUUACUCUUUCAUUCUUAUCCCAGGGUGAAGAGAAAUAACACUUAUGUAACAGCGUACUUGGCUUACAAGAGGUUCUCAAACACAAUAUUAGGUACAAAAGCCUAGAUAGAGAUUACUAAUGAAAUAAUCAUGGCAAUGUGGUCAGUUGUCUUCAUCUAACAUGAUGUUGUAAAAGUCUGAUUUACGACGUUCCACUCAGCAUUUCUCGGAGGGAACAAGUAGGGCCCUGUAAUCCAUUGAUAAUACAGUGCCUGAGACUUUUUUUUUGCUCUUGUAGAAUCGGUCAGGAACAAAUCUAGAUUACAGUCAUUGUUUGGCAGAUAACAUCAAGCUCUGCCCAGCCGUUUAAAAUCCAUGAAAAAAACUGCAGGUAUUUUGUACUGAUACUUCUGCAUGGCUAUAAGUGCUGGUUGCUACAUCUGUAAUGUAAACCGUAAUGAGAAGUUCGAUUUCUUUUGUGUUGUUCGUAUCAUUCGUUUGGUGGUACUCAACUGGCGAUGAACGAUCCUGAAGUCAGCACUGACUAUAAAGCUCCUUAGGUACUUCUCUGCCUCAGGUACUUUACAUCCAUGGUAACUAUCCCAUGAUACCUGAUAUACAGGAGUGCUGAGCACAUGCCUCUCUACUCUGGCAGCUUUUCUUCUUCCUCUGCAAACAUAGAACAACUGAAGAGGAUUAAAAUAUCUACCUUUGAGCAAUUUGUAGCACAUAAGGGAUGAAGCACUUCCCUUGCCAGCUUUUUAAGAAAAUAAUAAUCUUCUUUCUCUCGGAACCUUAGGAGAGAAAAGAAUGGGAGGUUACUACGCAGUCCCUCUCUGCAGCUGGAGAGGAGAAAGAUCUUUGUGAUGGCACCUCAUAAUGCUGUUAUCACAUGUCACCUAAUUCUUUUAAUGUAGCAAUUCCUGGAUUUUGUAUUAAGCGUUGUAUUACUUGAUGGCUGGCUCUCCACCUGCAACAGUUGAGUUCCACUUAGCUGGGUUGGUUUCAAAUGUAUGUUUUUGGUUGGUUGGGUUUUUUUUUUUGGUUGUGUUUGUUUUUGGAAACCUGUCUGUCUAAAGUUGCCUACAUAACAAAUGACCUGAAAGAGCAGCUUCAGUAUUAAACCACUGUUCUGUCACCUCAGUUAGACAUUACUGUCUUCCAUGAUAUUUCAGUCAUAAGUGUAAUAUGUUAUUUAUAAAACAUUAAUCCAUUAAGCCUAAACCUAUUUUUCAAUAUUUAUGAUAUUAUAUGUACAUAAAAUUGUAUGUGUGUAUAUACUGUAAGUAUAAUGUAUAUAGUGUAGCUUCAGGGUUUGGAUUUAUGUAUAUAUUUCUCUCUCAUUACUGAAAAUUACACCAUUUCAAUGAGUUGUUCAUGUUGUACAUCUGUAUAACAGCUGUCAAAGGAAAGGUCCUUUUACAACAAAAUGUAAUGCUUACCAAAAUGGAAGUAAUGUGUUACACCAACAGGUGUAAGAAAAUGCUAAGAUUGUAUUUAUUACAAAUGUAUAUGUUGCAAUAAACACAAAUGUCACUUGGGUCCAUAAAAAGCAUAAUUCAGGUUUGUGGAUGUUUUGCUUCUGAAAUUUACCGUGGAUGUUACGAUUUCCUGAAUGCAGCAACUUAACAACUCUUAGGCUCUAACAGAUGAGUUAGGCCGUCAGCUUCAGGCAUCCUACAGUACAUCCUUGUACAUAUGUAAGUAGCCACUGUAUUGUUAGAGGCCAGCAGAGGAGCUACAGCUGUUGGCAGAGUGCAACACAGUUUCAAUGAAACAUUGUAUGUUUGUUUUAACUGAACUUAAAUAAACAGAUAAUGCUAA